AAAUAAAUUUUUCUUUUUCACUUGAAGUAAAAAUAACUUUUGCAAGUUUGGGAAAUAAAAUAAGUUGAAAAGUUUCGAAGUAUACUUUCCAAUAUGUUUUAUCAUCGUGGCUGAGUGAUCUUAUACUAUGACGUGUUGAGAGGUGUGGACGAGAUUUUAUCAGAAUUUUACUUCCUUCCGUACGGAAAUUACUUUCACUUUGAUCGCACAGUUGUUGGUCACUCAGACGCUUUCCAAUCACUUGUACGGACGUUUUAUUGUAAGGUAAAUAGUGUAAACUCGUUUCCUAUUCGUCAUUCUAUCUAAGAAUUAUUGCAUUGUUAGAGUUAAUCUCAGUAUUGACUUGUAUUUAAAAGUAUUGACUUGAUUGAAAUAAAAACAGCGCAGUUUCGUUUCAAGGGGAAAAUGUUGAAUAUAUUAGAAACGGAUUCUACGCGUAUAAAAACCAGUUAUAACUGUAAUAAUGACCAAGAAAACACAAAAUAUAAAGAAAAUGUUUUGAGUAUUUGCUCUGACAUGUCCAAUUUGAAGAUUUCCUCUUCUGAAGAUGAAAAUAUCUCAUUCUCAGAUAAAUGUGUUGUGUGUGAUGUGGUAUUAACUAGCGAAGCUAAUGCUAAGCAACAUUUUGAAGGUAGGAAACACCAGAAAAAAGUUCAAAGUCAAUCUGAACCAAUCUUUCCAAACAGGACACCUGAAAAUUCAUUCGUUGACUGUCAUACACCAGUAAACUUACCUGUAAAUAAUGAAUAUAAAUGUGUUGUAUGUGAAGUGGCAUUUACUAGCUCAGUUAUUGCCAAGCAACAUUUUGAAGGUAAGAGACAUCAGAAGAAUGUUCUAAGUCAACCUAUAGCAGCCGUUUCAAACAGUCCACCUGAUAAUUAUUCCCAAGGCUUCCACACCCAGGAAAAUGGGCCUGAAAUAAAUAAAGACGAAUGCAAGUUGUGUGAUGUCAAAUUUACAAGUCCCUCUCAGGCUGCCGAUCAUCUGAAAGGUAAAAUGCACCAGAAAAAUUUUAAUACAAUGUCUGCUUUUAGAGCGAAUAUUAAAUUGGAGUGUGAUACAUGUGGUGUUGUAUUUUCUGGAAUAGUUGACUUCAAAGCACACUUUGCUGGUCGGAAACAUCAAAGAGCUAUUGAAAACAGAACUACCUUACCAAAAUUAAUUGCUGAGUCAGCUUCUCCUCAGAAACCUUUCUCUGUUGCAGCUGAAGCUUCCCAAGUUGAAGAUAAGUGCAAGAUAUGUGAUGUAGUGUUUACUAGUGCAGUUACUGCUAAGCAGCAUUUUGAAGGUUGGAAGCACUUGAAAAAACUUUCAGCUGAAUCAGUCAAUUCCAAAACUACAUUUGAAAGUUCUCCUGGUUUUUCCUCUCCAACAGACAUACCUUCAAAAUACCCAAAUAAAUGUGAUGUGUGUAAUGUAGUUUUAACAAGUGCUGCUAAUGCUACGGAACAUAUGCAAGGCAAAAAUCAUUUGAAAAAUGUUAAUCUGAAAACUAUCUCUAAUGGUUCCAUUCAUCAUUCUACUGACAACGAAUUCAAUAUCAACAACAAUUGCAACAAAAGCUAUUCAAAGAAUAUUUAAGAAAGGAAUACAAAAUAUUGUUAACCAUUUAUGUGAAAUGGUUAGGAAAUAAUAUCAGUUGAUGCAUAAAUGUUGAUAAAACACAGAUGUAUUGAUACAUGAAAAUGUGGACAAAGUAGAGAUAUUGAUAUUUAAAAUGCUGGCAAAAUAGUUCUUACAUUAUGUUGACAAACGGAUAUUAAUAUAUGGAAUCUCAGUAAAAUAACAUUAGCGAUGUUGACUGAAAUUAUGAUAUUGGCCCACAAAUUUGGGAUAUUGAUACAAAGUGCUGACAAAAUAAUGAUGAUGACAUAUUGGUCAAUAGAGAUAUUGACCCAUGGUAUGUGGGCAAAUAAUAUUAAAGGUAGUUCUGAUUCAUGGAAUGUGGGAAAACUGAUGUUAACAUGAAAUAUUCUCAAAAUAAUUGAAAAGAUUCUUCUUGCAUUUUGUUUGUUUAUUAAUGCUGGAUGUACUGGUUCCAAUCUGGAGUUCCAUCGUUGUCUCAGUUCUUUGUCGUUUAACGCACAAAAGGAUGGCUUAAACCACUGAUAUUUAUUCUUGUUGCAUAUCUUGUGAUGCUGUGUUGCUGCCUGGAUGCUUCUUCUUAUCACCAAACUUUUGAAAUAAAAAUAUUUCACAAAACUCA
Molecule: messenger RNA, 2206 nt
Organism: Octopus sinensis (East Asian common octopus)
Lineage: Eukaryota; Metazoa; Mollusca; Cephalopoda; Octopoda; Octopodidae
Product: zinc finger protein 346-like
Exons: 2
Coding region: 406-1581 (391 amino acids)
Molecular function (GO): zinc ion binding; nucleic acid binding
Source: RefSeq, a predicted model, not a curated record